GCUGGGGACGGCGGGGUCUCAGCUUGGACCGGCGAGGGGGGAUUCCGCCUGCCGUCAGGUCUGAAGAAGGCUGGAUCUUCUCAGUCCUGCAGCCGGCGGUUUAAGGAAAUGUAACAUGCGGUAGCGAGCGAGCUGUCUUGUUGGAUAUUUUGGAACACGGUAAUGUCUCAAGCCCGAAGUGCUGCUGUACAGCUGUGACUGCUUGGUUUUCACCACGCUUUGGACGUUGGAGCUGAUGAGCUCCAGUGGUGAACGGCAUCCAGUUUACACGUGGAAACAAAUGCACAGGUUGAAUAAUCACCUCUUCAGAACUCGUGUUGCUUACUUUUGUUUCUAAUCUGAUGCUUAGCUGGGAGGCUCCUGAGAGUUUCUCAGUAUUUGCUUUACACCAUCAACAAAAGUUAAGUGUCAUCACUGCUGCUAUGUCCUGGGUACAAGUCGUAGCCAGUCGAUCCAAUGAGGAUAUAUUUGAUGAAGAUGCAGACGAGAUGUAUCCAGUACAGAAAGAAUGGAAUAGCACCAUGGAAAAGAGAUUGAAGGAGGGCUAUAGAGAUGGUGUUGAGGCUGGGAAGGAACUUGCACUCCAAGAAGGCUUCAAUCAAGGUUAUAGACAAGGUGCUGAGCUGAUGGCUACAUGUGGCCAAUUCAGAGGGACCCUGAAUGCUCUCUUAUCCUGGUGUCAUCUUAACGGACAUGAUUCUGCUUUAAGAAAGAUAAAUAACCUUCUAGAGGUUGUUGGAAAGCAUGAAGAAGACCUACUUAACUCUCUGACUUCUAUUCAACUACAACCAAACGUUGGAGACAUUUUAGAUUCUGUCCAGGACAUGGACCUUAGUCAUACAGCUCCAGCUGGAACAGAGUGCAGUGAAGUUAAUGCUGAAAAAUAUGAACAUGUUGGCGGAUGUGGUGAAAACUGUUGUAGAAAUAAUGGUGAGAAUGGUUCCUUGUGGUCUGACUGCAGCAGGGAGAAACUCUUUACAGAUCCUGACAAGUCAACUCUUGCUUGGGUUAAAAAGCAAACUGUUGGGUUGGUAGAACAACUGGGCUUAUCACUGGAUGUACUCCAUCACAUCCAGCAACUGGAACAUUAGUUCUUCUGCCUCAUGCUAUUUCAAGUUAUCUCAGCUGGAUUGGAUUCGCACUCUGUGGGUCCAGGCUUCACUUUAGGGAAGUUUGAUCUUAUACUUCCAAGCAGAGGUUGUAAGUGUUACCAUGCUUUGUUUCUUGGCCCAAAGACAGCUGGUUGCAGUCAGAAAUGUAUCUUCCACAGAAAAGGGAAGUGAUGUGUAAAGCUCUGCAGUGAUUUACUAUCAUGUCUCUCAUCUACGUCAAAAUCUGUCCUGUCACCUCAUUUUAUCUAUUGGUAUUUGAAAACAGAUCAGGACCUCAAGCAACAUCUUCUACUAUACAAAUAAAUAAAACAAACAAACAAAAAAAACCAACCAACUGACCAGUGCUGUGGACAAGCUAGUCUUGCAAAAUGGUCUGCUGUUGAUUACAUGCUAACCAAACAAAACAGGCUCUGCUAAUUUCCAGUGUGCCAGGAGUUUCCUUUGUUACUGUAUUUAAAAAAAAAAAAGUUCAUCUUUUGCCAGAUUUCUUCUCUCACCUUUUAUAAUCAUUGUGCAGUGCACUUUCACAGUGUUUUUUUUUCCCCCUCUUCUUACAGUUCUAUUUAUUUUGCUUUUGCUGAAAGCACACCACUCUUUUCAAACGUCAAACUUGCGUUGCUGUUCUAACAGAAAACUGGCUACUCUUACCCUUUCAAACCACAUCACACAUUUCUAGUCUAAUGAAUGCCCUUGCGUUAGUUUUGUAUUUAUUUGCUAGUCCCUUAAUCUUGAACUCUCUCUUGUUUACAGUUUACUUCUCCAGCUCUAGCAGGAAGCCAGGUUUAUUCACCAUCUCUUGAAAACGUGGUUAGCCAAACACGUAUCUAACAACUUAGUAUUUCUGUUCCAACAUUCUGUAUUUGAUUUCUUUUCCUUUUGUUUGCUGUAAGGAUAGGAGGCAGCAAAUACAGUUGCUUUAAACCAGUUUUGGAUCACCCAAAAAAGGUAGCAGUAAUAAAAAAGGAACCCCUUACCUUUUUCUGAGGCUCAGGGCUCACCAAGCAUCCCAAAGGGUGAUGUCCAGAUAGUGAUGCUUCCCUUGGAGCUGCCAGCCCUUAAAGAAAGUUAGGUAGGGCUGGACCUUUAUGAUCAACCCCUUCCAGUCACUCAGAGGAAUUGCUUCCAGCUGUGCUCCCAGGGCUGGCUACACCCCUUCACCAUGACCUAAUGGUUCCUAUAGAAAUGCCUAAACUGUAGCUACAAAUUCCUCUGGUUAGAUACUCACAAAGAAAAGAUUUCUUCUCUCUGUUUUAUAGUAAUUAAUCACUAAGUCAAGAGUUUGUGUACUUUAUUUUGCUUUUAAAUUUCUUCUACAAAGUAGGUCUACACAGAGAAAACUUAAGUUUUAAACAACUGACUUAAUUACAACAACAACAACAAAGGCACAGAGUGGUUUUACACUUUGAAGCCACAACCAAGAAGCAAGAAUUAAGAACUGAUUGUUUGGAAAAAAUAAUGUGAAUUUUUUAAUAAAAGCUAUUAUCCUGCCA
Messenger RNA from Lagopus leucura (white-tailed ptarmigan), 2602 nucleotides. It is a transcript of the gene YAE1, whose product is annotated as YAE1 maturation factor of ABCE1. The transcript is spliced from 4 exons. Bases 342 to 1091 code for a protein of 249 amino acids. The record is from RefSeq and is a predicted model, not a curated record. Lineage: Eukaryota; Metazoa; Chordata; Aves; Galliformes; Phasianidae.